Ophidiomyces ophidiicola is the source of this 2502-nucleotide messenger RNA. RefSeq lists its product as uncharacterized. The record is from RefSeq and is a predicted model, not a curated record. Lineage: Eukaryota; Fungi; Ascomycota; Eurotiomycetes; Onygenales; Onygenaceae. The coding region runs from base 1 to 2502 and encodes 833 amino acids. Gene Ontology annotation, biological process: TORC2 signaling. Gene Ontology annotation, cellular component: TORC2 complex. The transcript has a single exon.
AUGGGCUCUGGAGGGCCAGCUUCUCCGGAACACACCAGGCCGGUAGACCAACCUCAGCGCCCUGAUUCUUCUGACAGCACUGCCUCUGAAUCUUCACUGCUUCCUCCUCUUACUAUCCCAAAACGUCCUCUGUACAAUGUCAGCCCGCUCCCUAGCCCCGGGGGUCCUCGAACUCCUUCGGCCAGUGUCGCCAGCCCGAAUGGAAGCAACGCAUCCCUCCCCGGCUUUUUGCGCCCGUCUUCCUCUUUAAUGCCUCAGAAUGAGCCAUCACAGAGAAGGCCCUCCCCAUUGACCCUGAACGAUUCGCAGAGACACCGUCGUCAGCACUCCCAGGGCUUUUUUGAGCCUAGCCUGCCCACUGCGUCUAUGUCCGAGCUCACACCCACGAAUACAUCGCCAAUGUCUGCAUCAAGGAUUGCCGCUCAAGCCGCUAUGCAACAUCAGUCUACCUCGCAACAACCCCGUAGCCGGUCUUCAACGAUCCCUCCCCACCAAGAUGUUAGCCAAACUGCUCAAAAAACAUCGCCUGGAGCACCGGCGCCAAUACAAUACCAGAGUGGAGGUCGUGCUUUUGCAGCUACAACUGCAGCAAAUCUUGUUUUCCCUAGAACUCAGGCCAUUCUACCAGCCACACCUCCAAACCACGAGACCGCACCUACGAAACCGAAGGCAGAGAAGUCGAAAAUGAAAUCGUUUCUGAAGCCAAAACAUAUUGGAAUCUCGCGGGAUAAGGACAAAGAUAAGGAUAAAGACAAAGAAAAGGAUCACGACCGUCGUGAAAAGCCCACUCCCUCGCCGAGCAAGCUAGUUCCAAGUGGCCUCUCACGUAUUGUCAAUGUCUCCACUGCUAGCCUGAAUGAAUCUGUUCUGUCAGGCGGCUCGUCCAUGUACACUUUCACAAACUCCUCUGUAGCAACUGUUGUUCCUCCUGACAAGCAAGCGACUAACGAGAAAGAAAAAGAGAAAGACAAAGAGAAGGAAAAGCAUCGACACCAUUUUCUGUCGCGUCCAAAGUUGAAGCUGAAAGACAAAGACGACCACUUCCAUCUCCCUCUCUCAUCUGCAAGCAGUAACUCGAGACCUCUUGACCCAAACGCCCCGCAAUCCUUAUAUUCCUUUACCCCAUCCUCUCCUUCUUCAACCACUUUCAGCAAAUCUGUUAGCGGCCUUGACCUCCGCCACGGCGGUCGAGCCUUGCGUGAAAAGAGAAAAAUGGAAGAGAAGUCAUCGGCUUCCCAUGAUGCUACAGUCGCUGAUCAGCCUGAUUUUUCCGGUAGCCUAGGCACUGGGGUCGCAGCUUGGUCAACAUUUAUUGGAACCGGUGUUCCUGGAGCGUCGAUGCAAAGCAAAGAGGCAGCAAUGCGAGAAGCACUCGGAAGUUUUGGUAUCGCAAAUCUAGCCUUCGAAGACGCGUGGGAUUUUUUAAAAGCAAAACUUCUUGUCCUUUUCGAAGGCGAAGAGGUUCGAAUCGCAAUCGAAGAUCUUAACAAGCUUGUGUCCGUUCACAUACUCCGAGCAUUUCAGCGUCGGGUUCCCAAUGUACUUGUAGAGGACCUAAGAGAUCUGCUUCAGACCGGCUUCGCUUCUCUUAACCAUACCUUAAGCUCGGUCCCAGACGAGAAUUUCAUGACCCAUCUUGUGCAAGUAUGGACGUAUACCUAUGGAACUAUUGUUCCUUUUAUUCAGGCUGUUUUUUUUCCGUUGGACCUUGAAUUCAAAGGCCGUGGUAAAAUUAUGGAACCUCAAGAAGCCAGAGAAUUCUGGGGCACCCUUCCUGACGGCGGCGGUCCUGCUGGUGAGAAAUUGAAUGUGAACGAUAUUAUUUUACUAUCAUUCCGUGAUAAUAUCAUUCUUAGCCGCUUUGAGACCUUGAAAGCUAUGUUCUCCCGGUUUAUCAUUGAUCGAGUCAACACCAAUAUUGGUGCCUUGGGCACAUCCUCAAAUAGUGGCGCGAGUCGACCAGGAACGGCCUCAGCCCUUGAUGUUGGGAGUUACAACUCUCAGUCUUCCAUGAUCUUUAAUGCUGCUGGUAGCCAUCCUUCCGAGUCUCACUUGACCAUGUCCCGUGCUCGUGCUGAAUCGAACACCUCAUCAAACCCUGACCACCCGGUUUUUCAAUCUUCUAUCGUAUCAAAGCCAACAGACGGAUCCAAUGUCUUUGCAGAAACUGUGGCUCGAGUCCAGCAAUGUAUUUGUGUUAUUGCGGGUGUUUACACUGGAGACAGCGCCCAGGCGCAAAUCGACGAGCUUCGCCAAUCCCUUAACCUUAAUUGGCUGGGCAGGGGCCGUACUGGCCGUGAUCGCCGUGGAUUUGUGGGAACGCGAGUUCGGCCACCCAUGCCAAGUGCGCAAGCAGGUGAGACCCCAACCCGGGGAGAGUUUAUGGUGGGCCGUGAGAGGGCUGUGAGGCGCCCAAGCAAGGACUCCACCAGCCUCGUCGAAGAGGAAGAAGGCCCAAAGAACAAAAAUGAGGGCCCUCCACCCCUCACUCUCCCAGCUUGA